This is a messenger RNA of Trypanosoma brucei brucei TREU927, 2310 nucleotides long. RefSeq lists its product as hypothetical. Lineage: Eukaryota; Euglenozoa; Kinetoplastea; Trypanosomatida; Trypanosomatidae. The transcript has a single exon. The record is from RefSeq and is a predicted model, not a curated record. Bases 1 to 2310 code for a protein of 769 amino acids.
AUGCCGUGGAUUCACCUUCAGUCGAGCGAUGGCCGACGGCUCUUCGCGCCAUCACUCGGCCCUCUCCCUUUUUUAAGUGACAUAGAUCAGUUAUUUCAGGCGCCGCUCGCAUCUCGCGUUUUUCACUGUUUCCGUAGCACCAGUGACGAACAUGCGGAGGAAAUGCUGGUUCUCCUACACCAGCAGAGAAUGGGUGGUGAAUUAGGCGAUGUGACAAUUGCAGUUGGUGGAACAGCCGUAACGGAAGGGGAGCUGGAACUCACACUUGACUGUGUGUUGGACGUCCUCUGUCGCACAAGUGGUAGUGGGAUGCAGAUGCUACUUGAUGCACUCUCUGUGACUUCGUCACCCACUGAUAAAGGGAAUCCGCGCGGUGAUGGAAUGGCUCACGCUGGAAAGGACGUUUUGGAGUACGACGGACUUGCAGGUGGAAAUGUACCCGAUACCGAUGGCCUUGAGCGGCGCGUCGUCGCUUGGGAGGCAACAGAUAGCAAAAUACAAGGAAAAAGCAAAGCAGAGUCUGUAGCUCGCCGGCGCCUAUUGGCACGGCGUAAGGCCCUCCUAUUUUUCGUUUCACAGGAUAUUGUGCCUAUCAGUUUCCUUUUUUGUCGUGUGGGCCCCUGCACAUACAAGUCCCCCGUAUCCUCGUUACCAACCGCUGACCGUAAGAGCCUACGGUUGUUGGAAGGACUUGCACAAUGCUCAUGUCAGUGUUUGUUUGCGGUCAUUGCUCAAUCACUUGCGGCGACGUACAGUAUUGAGGUGAAGUCGUGCGAACAGCUUUGGGCCCCGGACAGUGAUGCACUGCCUUUUGUUGCAUUUUUCUCUGCAAGUGGUCUUCUUUGUGCCUCAUCCUCAUUCUUUGGCAAAAGUGACCACAGAGACCGUUUCCUCAUCGCUGCUUUGGCUGUUGAACAACUAAGUUGUUGGCCAUAUGACGAAACGCAAAGCGGGUCACCACAUCCCCUGCAACUUAUUCACGUCCGCGAGAUCUCUCUCCGGUGCUGCGGUGGUAGCGUUCCUUUUAACGUUGUUCUUACAAGCGUUGGAAGCGCUCUCUGUUGCGUGCUUGGUUUUGUUGUGGAGACACAAGGGAGUGGUGGUGUAAUGGAUCACGAGCGAUUUAUUCAGUUCGUGAGGAAACGUCUCGCCACUUCAAGGACGGUUGUCAGAACUGGUGGCGCAAUAAGGUAUUUGGAAGGCAGCGGUCAUGGCAGCGCGGAAACAGAAACCUUAGCGCCUGUUCACACGGCUGUCCGACCAGCCCAAGGGAAUACUGAUAUUUUCGCAUCGCAUUUAGCACUAUGUGUGGAGGUUAGUCAUCCAACCUCGCGGUUUCAUGAAUUACUGCAGGAGAUAAAUCGCGCUGAAGCGGAGAACCUCCGUGCUGCACCCGCAGGUGAAGAUGAGGUACCGACUAAAGCAACUGCUCCUCCCUCAUCUUGCGCUUGUGGCUGUUCCGUCUGCCUGCCAUUUAAUUAUAAGAAAGCUGGCUCUGGAGGGUUUGUAUGGCAUAGAGAUGUCACUACUCUUCCGCUUGACAUAAUGUGGUGCGUGGCAGCAAGCCAUAUUGUUGUUGCAGAGGCUCAUGUGCGGAAUAAGAUUCGUGGGGCGGGCUGCCACUGCCUCUUCUCGCUGAUAUGCAAUGAUGACGGUGACGGAGAUGUGGUAAACUCGAGACGGUAUGGCGUAGGCUGGUUUCAACAUUCCUGGCACAACACAUUGUGCGGACAAGUGGGUGGUAAGGUUGAUGGCGGUACCAUUCGUGGGAAGACGGCGUCGUUAAGUCACAACUUCCACAAUGGUGGUGGUACCAGUUCUGUGCAUGUGGAUUGUCUCAAGGUAUUGCAAGGACUCACCUCCCUUGGAGGUGGACCACGUGCUUCGGUAAAGUACGAAAUAAAGAAGGUUGGUGGCUGUUCUUUGUUCCGGAAGAAACCGCAAAUAAACAUGAGACAGAAGGAUGAUAAACCAGUAUUCACCUCCAGGAUGACGGUUUUCCCCCUUUCAGUUUUGCGAGAUGAUUUUUGCGAUGCGACUUGCUCAACAUUGGAUAGCGAUGAAGAUGAGGCAUCCGUAAUGACGGCGUUCUACACCAUUAGACGCCAUUUGAUUAAAGGCACCACGCGUGACUCCCUGGUACAAGAAGUGUUGCUGCUUGAAGGUGAUGAAGUUGGGCGGGAGGCCGAGGUGGUCGCACUUCAGCAGCAGCAGCAGCAGCAGUCAAAAGGAAGCUGUGGGUCAUUUUCCCUCUUUCAUCAGGCUGCCGCGUGUAUUUUGGAGGACGUUUGGCGCUAUGCCACUUCCUAA